AAUGGCAUAAUCUUGGGACUCAUCUACCUGGACCCCAGACUGCACACCCCUAUCUAUGUACUUCUUCCUCUCACACCUGGCUGUCCUUGACAUGUGCUAUGCGUCCAACAAUGUCCCCAAGAUGCUGGGGAACCUCAUGAGCCACAGGAGAACCAUUUCCUUUGGCCCAUGCAUAAUGCAGACAUUCUUGUACUUGGGCUUCGCUGCUACAGAGUGCCUCAUUUUGGUGGCAAUGUCUUAUGACCGGUAUGUGGCCAUCUGCCACCCCCUCCAUUACACUGUCAUCAUGAGCUGGAGAGUAUGCAUGGCCCUUGCUGCAACUUCCUGGUCAUUUGGAUUUACCCUUUCCAUGGUACAUGCAAUUCUCCUACUGAGGCUGCCCUUUUGUGGGCCCCAGGAAGUGAACCACCUCUUCUGUGAAAUCCUGGCUGUCCUCAAGCUGGCCUGUGCUGACACUUGGCUCAACCAAGUCGUCAUCCUGGCAGCCUGUGUUUUUGUCUUAGUCGGCCCCAUCUCCUUAAUGCUUGUCUCCUACAUGAACAUCCUCUGGGCCAUCCUGAAAAUCCAGUCCAAGCAGGGCCGCGUAAAGGCCUUCUCCACCCGUUCCUCCCACCUCUGUGUGGUUGGGCUCUUCUUUGGUAUAGCCAUGCUGGUUUAUAUGGCUCCAGACUCUAAUCAACGGGAGGAGCAGGAGAAGCUGUCACUGUUUCACAGUCUCUUUAACCCAGUGCUGAAUCCCAUCGUCUACAGGCUGCGGAACGCACAAGUGCAGGGCGCCUUCCACAGGGUUUUGCGGAAGAGCAGCACUGGAGGCACGAGUGGAUAAACUGUUGGCACAUUUGAGCCUUCCUCUAAAACAUGUGGAUUGCUGAAGGA
Messenger RNA from Heterocephalus glaber (naked mole-rat), 876 nucleotides. Its product is annotated as olfactory receptor 2A2-like. Lineage: Eukaryota; Metazoa; Chordata; Mammalia; Rodentia; Bathyergidae. Gene Ontology annotation, cellular component: membrane. Gene Ontology annotation, molecular function: olfactory receptor activity; G protein-coupled receptor activity. Gene Ontology annotation, biological process: G protein-coupled receptor signaling pathway. The record is from RefSeq and is a predicted model, not a curated record.